This is a messenger RNA of Carica papaya (papaya), 3048 nucleotides long. Its product is annotated as tRNA synthetase class I (I, L, M and V) family protein. Gene Ontology annotation, biological process: leucyl-tRNA aminoacylation. The record is from RefSeq and is a predicted model, not a curated record. Gene Ontology annotation, molecular function: aminoacyl-tRNA deacylase activity; leucine-tRNA ligase activity; ATP binding. Lineage: Eukaryota; Viridiplantae; Streptophyta; Magnoliopsida; Brassicales; Caricaceae. Gene Ontology annotation, cellular component: cytosol.
CCUUAACAAUACUUUGGAAACUCAAGUGUCAAACAAACUGAGCGUGCGCGUUAUCCUCAACUCUCCUCAUCUCUUUCCCUCUCCUCUGUUUCCCUUCAGAAUCCUCGUGCAAAAACCAGAAUGAUCUCUCAACACCUUCAGCUCCAACUACACUCCCUUCCUCAGUCUCCUUUUAACCGCUCUUUCUUUGUUUCCGCCGUCAAGAAGCCUCAUUCUUCAAUAAAGUUCCCCAAGAAUUCUCCUUUUCGUUUCCAUUUACCCUUCAGACAUAGCUACGGCUCUGGCGGUUCUGGGUUUCUAAGGUUCAGAAUCAGGAGUUCAGAGAGCGAAGUUGAAGAGAACAAGAGGCAGAAACAGCAGGAUGUGGUCAAGAGAGCAUACCCUUUUCACGAAAUUGAGCCCCAAUGGCAGCGUUAUUGGGAAGAGAAUAAAACUUUUCUCACCCCAGAUGAUGUUGAUACCUCUAAGCCUAAGUUCUAUGUCCUUGACAUGUUCCCUUACCCGAGUGGAGCUGGGUUGCAUGUUGGGCAUCCAUUGGGGUACACAGCCACUGAUAUUCUUGCCAGGUUUAAGCGUAUGCAGGGUUACAAUGUUUUACAUCCAAUGGGAUGGGAUGCAUUUGGUUUACCUGCUGAGCAAUAUGCAAUCGAGACAGGAACUCACCCAAAAAUCACGACAUUGAGAAACAUUAAUCGCUUUCGAUCCCAGCUCAAGUCAUUGGGCUUCUCAUAUGACUGGGAUCGUGAAAUUUCUACUACAGAACCAGAAUAUUAUAAAUGGACGCAAUGGAUCUUCCUUCAACUCUUAAAGAGAGGUUUGGCAUAUCAGGCAGAAGUGCCGGUUAAUUGGUGCCCUGCCCUUGGUACUGUCUUAGCGAAUGAGGAGGUGGUGGAUGGUGUCAGUGAACGUGGGGGCCAUCCGGUAAUAAGAAAGCCAAUGCGGCAAUGGAUGCUCAAGAUUACUGCCUAUGCUGAGCGUCUUCUUGAAGAUCUUGAGGAUCUUGAAUGGCCUGAAAGCAUAAAAGAAAUGCAAAGAAACUGGAUUGGUAGGUCUGAAGGAGCUGAGUUGGAAUUUUGUGUUCUUGCAAGUGAAGGGCGGGAAACAGAUGCAAAACUUACUGUCUAUACUACCAGGCCUGAUACCAUCUUUGGAGCAACCUACUUAGUUGUGGCUCCGGAGCAUUAUUUGUUGUCUUCAUUUGUAUCUGCAGCACAGAGCAAACAUGUAGAGGAAUACAAAGACCUUGCAUCAAGAAAAAGUGAUCUCGAGAGGACUGAACUUCAGAAGGAGAAAACUGGAGUUUUUACCGGUUCUUAUGCCAAAAAUCCAGCCCCUGGGGAAGCCCUACCAAUAUGGGUUGCAGACUAUGUCUUGGGGAGUUAUGGAACAGGAGCGAUUAUGGCUGUACCUGCCCAUGACACUCGUGAUCAUGAAUUUGCCUUGAAGUAUAAUAUUCCUAUACAGUGGGUUGUAAGGCCAGAUGAUGAAACUUAUGGUGAUCCCGAGAAGGCCUUUUCAGAUGAUGGCAUUAUCAUUAACUCAUCAAGUUCCAAGACAGGACUUGAUAUUAAUGGCUUGUCUAACAAAGAAGCUGCUUCCAAAGUUAUUGAGUGGGCUGAAAAAACUGAAAAUGGGAAGAGAAAGGUAAACUACAAGCUGAGGGACUGGCUUUUUGCAAGGCAGCGUUAUUGGGGAGAACCUAUCCCUGUCAUCUUCUUGGAUUCCACCAGUGAGACUGUUCCUGUUCUUGAAACUGAGCUGCCACUCACAUUACCUGAAUUAGAUGAUUUUACCCCCACUGGCACUGGGGAGCCACCACUGUCAAAAGCAGUUUCUUGGGUGAAAACAAUUGAUCCUUCAUCUGGAAAACCUGCCAAACGAGAAACGAGCACCAUGCCACAGUGGGCUGGUUCUUGUUGGUACUAUUUGAGAUUCAUGGACCCUAAAAAUUCUGAAGCAUUAGUUGAUAAGAUGAAAGAAAGAUACUGGAGUCCAGUUGAUGUUUACGUAGGUGGUGCUGAACAUGCUGUCCUCCACCUACUUUAUUCUAGAUUCUGGCACAAGGUUCUUUAUGAUAUUGGUGUUGUUUCGACCAAAGAGCCCUUCAAGUGUGUCAUAAACCAGGGAAUUAUCCUCGGGGAAGUUCAAUAUAUAGCUUACAAAGAUCAAAAUGGAAGUUACAUAUCAGCAGACUCUCCUGAUAUAUCAGAUGAGCAUCAUCAAGAAAAUAUUCCUGAAGAAAGAGUCAUGAAGGCAGGAGAUUCUUUCAUACUGAAAGACAACCCAAGCAUUCGCUUGAGCGCUCGUGCUCAUAAGAUGAGUAAAAGCAGGGGAAAUGUUGUCAACCCUGAUGAUGUUGUUCUUGAGUAUGGUGCAGAUUCUCUUCGGUUGUACGAAAUGUUCAUGGGACCAUUUAGGGACUCGAAAACUUGGAAUACUAGUGGUAUUGAAGGUGUUCAUCGAUUUUUGGCUAGGACUUGGAGGUUGAUUGUUGGUUUGCCAUUAACAGAUGGCACGUUUAAAGAUGGAACUGUGGUUACUAAUGAUGACCCUACUAUGGAACAGCUACGUGCUCUCCAUAAAUGCAUAGCUAAGGUAACAGAGGAAAUUGAAGGGACACGGUUCAACACAGGAAUUUCAGCAAUGAUGGAAUUUCUUAAUGCAGCGUACAAGUGGGCUAAACAUCCGAGAUCAAUUAUUGAACCAUUUGUUUUGUUGCUUUCACCAUAUGCACCCCACAUGGCUGAGGAGAUUUGGUCUCGCCUAGGUCACUCAAAUUCUUUGGCAUAUGAGCCAUUUCCUCAGGCAAAUCCCACCUACUUGAAGGACUCCACCAUUGUUCUUCCUGUUCAGAUCAAUGGCAAGAUGAGGGGCACCAUUCAGAUUGAAGAAGGAUGUACAGAGGAGGAUGCUUUCAUUUUAGCAUCGCAAGACGAGAAACUUUCCAAGUAUCUAGACGGGCAGUCUGUCAAGAAAAGAAUCUACGUGCCCGGAAAGAUCCUGAACGUUAUAUUAGACCGGAAAAAUGUCAAGGUGGGUCUCAAGUAA